UUAGGAGUUGUCCAGUCAGUGGUGUACCGGACGAAAGAGGACGCGGACGGAUGAGAUAUUGCGUCCGUCGCGGAUUGAUUCGUCGCUCUCCGCGAUGCUUCGCGUCGCUCUGAACGUGAUUUCAUGACCUUCGCUUGCUUGGUGGCAGCGGCCGCGGCCGUCCACGUGCCCGUGACCAAGGUGGCCUACGCGCCCGCCCAGGUCCAGUACGCCGCCGCCCCCGUGCACUACUCCGCCGCCCCCGUCCAGUACGCGUCCGCCCCCGUCCACUACGCCGCCCCCGUCGCCUACUCGCACGCUCCCGUCGCUAAGCUAGCGUACGCCGAGCCCGAGGCCCCCGCUCACUACGACUACGAGUACUCCGUCCAGGACUCGCACACCGGCGACGUGAAGCAGCAGAAGGAGAGCCGCCAGGGAGACGCCGUCCACGGCUCAUACUCGCUGGUGCAGCCCGACGGUGUCCAGCGCAUCGUGGAGUACACCUCCGACAAGGAGCACGGCUUCAACGCCAUCGUCCGCUACGAGGGCCAGCCCAAGGCCUACGUCGCCCCCGCUCAGGUCGCUAAGGUCGCCUACGCGCCCGCCCAGGUCCAGUACGCCGCUGCUCCCGUCCACUACGCCGCUGCCCCCGUCGCUAAGGUCGCUUACGCGCCCGCUCAGGUCCAGUACCACGCCGCUCCCGUCGCCAAGGUCGCCUACGCGCCCGCCCAGGUCCAGUACCACGCUGCCCCGGUCGCUAAGGUCGCCUACGCGCCCGCCCAAGUGCAGUACCACGCCGCGCCCGUCGCCAAGCUCGCCUACGCCGCCGCCCCGGCCCAGGUCUACACCCAGAACCUCGGACACGUCUCCUACUCCUCCCCGUCCGUCUCCUACCACCACUAGAUGCCAUGUUGUUAAUAUUUAAUACCUAUUUAUUAUGUUAAAUAAAAACAUACAGUCAUUUGAAUUAUAAAUA
Molecule: messenger RNA, 955 nt
Organism: Plutella xylostella (diamondback moth)
Lineage: Eukaryota; Metazoa; Arthropoda; Insecta; Lepidoptera; Plutellidae
Source: RefSeq, a predicted model, not a curated record